Ananas comosus (pineapple) is the source of this 1391-nucleotide messenger RNA. Its product is annotated as serine--glyoxylate aminotransferase. Gene Ontology annotation, cellular component: peroxisome. Gene Ontology annotation, molecular function: L-alanine:glyoxylate transaminase activity; L-serine:pyruvate transaminase activity. NCBI's taxonomy places the organism in Eukaryota, Viridiplantae, Streptophyta, Magnoliopsida, Poales, Bromeliaceae. The record is from RefSeq and is a predicted model, not a curated record.
AAAGAAAAAAGAAGAAGAAGAAGAUGGAUUAUGUGUAUGGACCUGGGAGAAACCACCUGUUCGUGCCGGGGCCGGUGAACAUCCCCGAGCCGGUGAUUCGGGCGAUGAACCGCAAUAACGAGGACUACCGAUCUCCCGCCGUGCCCGCUCUGACAAAGACGCUUCUCGAAGACGUCAAGAAGAUCUUCAAGACAACAUCCGCAACCCCCUUCGUAAUCCCCACCACCGGCACCGGAGCAUGGGAAAGUGCGCUGACGAACACUCUAUCACCUGGGGACAGAAUCGUGUCCUUUCUGAUCGGCCAAUUCAGCCUCCUCUGGAUCGACCAGCAGCAGCGCCUCAAGUUCGACGUGGACGUCGUCGAAAGCGAGUGGGGCCGCGGCGCCAAUCUCGACGUCCUGGAAUCUAAACUGGCGGCCGACAGGAGUCACACCAUCAAGGCUAUCUGCAUUGUUCACAACGAGACGGCCACCGGCGUCACCAACAAUUUGCCGGCUGUGAGGAAACUGCUCGACGAUUACAGCCAUCCCGCACUAAUACUUGUUGAUGGCGUGUCGUCGAUAUGUGCUCUUGACUUCCGAAUGGACGAAUGGGGGAUUGAUGUCGCCUUAACCGGCUCGCAGAAAGCUCUUUCGAUGCCUACUGGAAUGGGCAUUCUUUGUGCGAGCCCGAAAGCUCUAGAAGCUUCCAAAACAGCCAAGUCGGUCAGGGUUUUCUUCGACUGGAAUGACUACUUGAAGUUCUACAAGCUCGGAACUUACUGGCCUUACACGCCUUCCAUCCAACUACUUUACGGGCUAAGAGCAGCUUUGGAUCUCAUCUUUGAGGAGGGGCUCGACAAUGUCAUCGAAAGGCAUCGUCGCUUAGGAAAGGCCACAAGACUUGCUGUCGAAGCUUGGGGACUGAAGAAUUGCACGCAGAAAGAGGAAUGGUUCAGCGACACGGUCACUGCAGUUCUGGUGCCGCCUUACAUUGAUAGCGCUGAAAUUGUGAGGAGGGCGUGGAAGAGAUACAAUCUAAGCUUGGGUUUGGGCCUCAACAAAGUGGCCGGAAAAGUGUUCAGGAUAGGGCAUCUCGGCAACCUCAAUGAGUUGCAAUUGCUGGGUUGCUUAAGUGGAGUAGAGAUGGUGCUGAAGGAUGUGGGCUACCCAGUGAAGCUGGGGAGUGGAGUAGCUGCUGCAGCUGCUUAUCUUCAGAACACUAUCCCUCUCAUCCCCUCUCGAAUCUGAGUUUUCUAUAAUUGCCUCCUUUGCUUCAAAUCCUUGUAAUUAAGGAAAAAAAAAAAUACUGUAAUCUCAUUCAGGAGGCUGAGGCCCCUGAUAAAUACUGUACUACUGUAUCUAAAUCUUUUACAUUUGAAUAUGGUAGUAGUUAAGCCCCUUCCAAAAAAA